Messenger RNA from Mucor velutinosus, 2445 nucleotides. RefSeq lists its product as uncharacterized. Gene Ontology annotation, molecular function: mRNA binding; protein binding. Bases 1 to 2445 code for a protein of 814 amino acids. The record is from RefSeq and is a predicted model, not a curated record. Lineage: Eukaryota; Fungi; Mucoromycota; Mucoromycetes; Mucorales; Mucoraceae. The transcript has 3 exons.
AUGUUACCAAGACUUGGAAAAGUACUUGCUCAACCUACAAGAAAUGCCAGUUUCAGAUCGAUCAUUCAAGCGAGUCAAACCUCUCUCAAAAAAGCUGCUGUUGCUCCAGCUUUAGCCACUCGAACAUUUGCCAUUCAAACAGCCAAAAGAGCACACACGAUAGACGUCGAAACCACCAAAGAUCAUGCGAUGCAUUCCAGCAGCAGCAAAUCAACCGCCACGCCACAAUCGCUGUUUGACACCCUGGAAGAAUGCAAGAGCACCGGCAAUUUGAAGGGAGCCAUUAAAGCUGUCCAGCACGCUCAAGAAAAGGGAUUAGCUACACCCAAACUCUACCUCGCUCUCGUCGACAUGUUGCGAGACUCACCUUUUGACGUUCACGAAUGUGCCACAGUGGCUCAUUGGUUUUACUCGCCCGACUCCAAAUUGCCUUUAGAUGUUUUAGAAGACAUCAACAUUUGGAAGAGUGUGUUGAAGCUUGGCUUUCGAUUUGGGUCCACCUAUAGAUCAGAGGAUUUGCGUGCUCUUUUGGAUAGAUUCACAGAAAUUUUCGAUUUGACAACCAUGAACGAUCAAACAGCUUGGGAAUUGCUGAUGAGAGCUUACGGUAUCAUGAACAAGAAAGACGCUAUUUCCGCAUGUAUCAAAAAGAACGAAGGUAAUCAAGUGGACCAGGCAUCUUUUUAUUCCACUGCCCUGUUAUCUUACGCAGCUACCAACUCGAACGACAAGGUGGAGAAGUUAGUCGACAUGCUGCAACAAAAAGACAGCCUGUCUCGCCGCACGCUGUUGAAGCUGAUUCGUUGUUAUGGAUUCAAGGGAGACAUUGAGCAUGCUACUCAAUACACAGAUAUGUGCAACAAGCUCUAUCCCGAUCAAAAGUGCGACAAAACCAUGCUACUGAUUGCACACAAAAUCGCCUUGCAAAAGAUGUGUGAAAAAUUGGCUGAAGUGCGUGGUGCUCGUGGAUUGAGCUUGAAGCCUACCAACUCGACUCAAUUGGAUCAAUUGCACUCAUCUUGGGAGAAUUUGACCAAGGACAUGUUUGCUACCAGCAACAACACACCUGUAGACAUCACUGAUUGCAACGUCGUCUUGGAAUACCUGACCACGGCCAACAGAAUUGACCCUGUUGGGUUCCCCAUGGAGAAGGCUGAAGAGAUCUUUGAAUCGUACAUGCCUGCAAACUACAUCACACCCAACGAUGCCAGUCAUCGCAUCAUGUUGGUGGGCUAUGCCACAUCUCAGCAGUACAACGAUCAUCACCGCAAUAUCCGACUCGACAAGGCCCUGGAGAUGGUAUCCAAAAUGCAAGUAGCUGGACUCGACACAUUGAACCAUCCUACAUUCCACUCACUCUUCCGUGCCUGUCUUCCUCACCGCGAUGGCCACUACUAUUUUGACAACUUCAGACUGAAUUCACUGCUACCUGCUCGUCCAUACACCCAUAACCGAUUCAAGCUGGAUCCUCGUUUAUUCGAGAUUGAAAAGAUCAUGUUGGAAGCCAAGUUGCCUCACGACCGCUUUACCUUUACCACUUUGAUGACAUGCUUGGCCAGUGGAGGACAGUACAAGGCCUUGCGCACACGUUGGAGAUCACUCAAGGUGCACGGUCUUCGUCGUGAUGUUGGCAUGUACAGACUCACUUAUGCCCUGGCUUCUUUAAACCCCACACAAGCUAAACGUGCUAUUGUGGUGGUCAGAAACGAAAUGAAUAGAGAGAUCCCCAAGGAACGCAUGGAUUGGGACACAUAUACAGCUAUGCUUGAUUGUUGCGCAACAGCUCAGAUGCCAUUUGAAGCCAAGGAUAUCAUCAAAGAAAUGCGCCAUACCACAGAACUCGUCCAUCGCAACAAGACACAUGCAGACGACCUUGCCAAAUGGCCCUACACAGAUGAGCCCGACUUUUACCUUCCUAUGCUGAGAACAGCCAUCACGGUGCCUGGAUUAGAUGCUAAUCAGCUAUUAAAGGAAAUGGACAAGAAGGACAUCAAAUACAGCCAAGGCGUAUGGGAGGCCGUCCUCUCCAAACUAGCUAUUGAAGGAGACGAGCAGGGUAUCCGACGAUUGUUCAAUAAGUAUACCAUGACACGAUUCGAGAAUGAAGGCAAGAUUCCUGUUCCCAUUCGAGAGUCUACGCCUGUCGUCCCUUUCCCCACUGCACCCUACAACCAAUUGGACAUGAAGUUCAUCGAUGUGUACAUCUGCUCCCUACUAGACUCGCAGGAUGUUUCGCUCGUGUUUGAUGUCUUGCGCACAUUGAGCAACCAGACAGAUGACAUUGGCAUCUCCCGUCAAACAUUGCAAGGCGUUGUGAAAUUGGCAAAGCAAGAAAAGUCCACAGACGAACUGAAAUGGCUCAGAGACGAGCUUUUACCAAAAGUGACACAUCAGAACAAGUUUUUGAGAGUCUUGAAGAAGGGCAUAGACAAUGUAAUUAAUUAA